AUGAAGGGCGUUUCAGACUACGGCGCCUCCGAGUCGGAGCAGCCACCAAACAUCUACAAAGUCCCUGAGGAGAUGAAAAACAGUCACAAGGAGGCCUACAACCCGAUUGUCGUCUGGAUCGGCUUGUUCAACGGCGACAAUGAGACCACGCGCCGUGGCGUCAUUCGGGGCUACAAAUGGUGCUGCAUGCGUAAGCUAAUCAGCAGGCAUCACCUUCUCCAAGAGCCAGAAUGGACGCCCGUACUUCUGCGGCGGUGCCUGGAAGCCUUGGAGGGUGUCCUUCCGCGUAUCAUUUCAUCCUAUGUCCUACGCCACCAUCAGGUAAAGUAUGACCAUGGUUUAAGGCAGUCGAUCCUGAGCAUCAUGCUGCGGGAUGGAUGCUUCAUCCUCCACCGCCUGAUCAAGUACGCACGCAUCGCCAAGAGAGAAGCUGCUAAUCCCACAGGAAGUGGCGCCAGUAACAACAUCGAGGAGGACGACGACUGGACCCAGGUGUUCGGGAGGUGCUGGGUGUGGGGAUUCGUCACGUGCGACCUGCUGCUGCUCGAGAACCAGAUCCCUUUCUUCGUUGUGCAGAAGCUUUUUCAGCAGCUCCGGACAGACCCUGACGAGAGCAGCGACGUCCUUGUGGACGGUGCCCUCCGGCUCUUCCGCUCCCUCCGGCCACAGAAGCUGCACUCCUCGGCCAUCGCCGGCCGUGACGUGCACCACCUCCUGCACCUCUUCUACCUCUCCAUCGGUCUACCCGAAGAAGCGGUGCCAGCGACCCAUGACGACGGGCGCAGGCAUGCUGUACCUCUGUCGGAGCUCCCGCAGUGGAUACCGUCUGCCAGGGAGCUCGAGGAGGCCGGCGUAAAGUUCCGCACAAGGAAAGACGCGAAGAGCUUCCUCAACCUAAGGUUUCACGGCGGGGUCAUGGAGAUCCCUGAGCUGGAGCUGUAUGACUACAGCGAGCCCCUGUUCCGCAACCUCAUCGCCUUCGAGCAGACCUACCCCUUCACACCUGGCCAUGUCACUGCCUACGCCAUCUUCAUGGACUGCCUCGUCACCUCGCCAGAGGACAUGAGGCUGCUGCACCUCAGCGGCGUGCUGGUGAACCAGAUGAAUGGCGAGCGGGAUGCGGUAGGGUUCUUUAGCCGCCUCUGUGCGGAGGCCCACCUGGCUUCCGACCACAACUACCUCGCCGGUGUGAUCCUGGAGAUAAACAGAUACCAGCGGUCCAGGUGGCCCAGGUGGCGUGCCGCUCUCGUGCGGAACUACUUCAGCAACCCGUGGGUGGUCAUAUCCCUCUUCGCCGCCAUCUUCUUGCUCGCUGUCACCAUGAUGCAGCUUGAUAAGCCAUUGGACACUGCUAAGCUCUGCUUCUUCGUUUUUUGA
This is a messenger RNA of Lolium perenne, 1377 nucleotides long. RefSeq names its product UPF0481 protein At3g47200-like. NCBI's taxonomy places the organism in Eukaryota, Viridiplantae, Streptophyta, Magnoliopsida, Poales, Poaceae. The record is from RefSeq and is a predicted model, not a curated record.